AUAAUAAUAAUCAUUCGGAAUCUUCUCCUCUCUCUCUGUCUCUGUAGAAUCCCAAUGAAUAUUCAUUGCCUGAUUUCUACUCCCCAAACUUCAACCCAACGACUACAUCAUCAUGCCGCAAAUUGCUUCAAUUCCAGAAUUGCUCGGUUCGGCUGUGGAUCAUGCAGCUACAUUCAACUGCAACGGGGGAAAUCUCGCAGCUGGAAUUUGGUAGAAGCGAAGAAAAACAAUAUCGUCAGAGUGCGCUUGCGGGAUGGACCUGCCAAAUUCUCAAAGAAGAAGGGAUCCGUGUCUGGUGCUGUUGCGCUUAUUGUCGGGACAAGUAUCGGCUCCGGAAUUCUCGCACUUCCGAAGAAAAUUUCUGCGGCGGGACUCCUUCCGAGUUCAAUAACAAUGACAAUGUGUUGGGCUUUCAUGUUAUUCGAGGCUAUGUUGCUAGUUGAAAUAAAUGUUAGUUUGCUAAGGAAGGAGGAAGUGAAAGUAAAGGAUGAGCUGAAGGUGAUAUCGAUUACAACAAUGGCUCAAGAGACUCUAGGAGAAUGGGGCGGGGUUGUUGCAACAAUGGCAUAUGUUUUCCUAGGUUACACUUCCAUGAUAGCCUACGGUGCUAAGUCGGGGGAAAUAAUUCACCAUAUAACUGGAUUCCCUGAAGCAACUUCUGAAAUACUCUUUACUGUCCUAUUCACCGUUCUGAUCUCUAUUGGAGGUACCCGAGCCACUGGCCAAGUGAACCAAUGGCUAACUGUGUCCAUGAUAGGUCUGCUAAUAGCAAUAGAGAGUCUUGCGGCUUUUUCUGGAGGAUGGUCGGGAUUAGAAGGCGGUGUUGCAGAUUGGGAGAAAGUCCCAGCAACUCUACCAGUAAUGAUAUUUACUUUGGCCUAUCAUGAUCUGUCUCCAGUUCUUUGUGCUUAUUUAGGAGGAGAUCUUAAGCGCAUAAGGGCUGCAGUUUUUCUAGGAAGUGUCGUGCCACUUGUAGCAUAUCUGAUCUGGGAUGCAAUAGCACUAAGCCUCUCCAACCAGUUGGACCAAGUUUCAGAUCCUGUUGAGUUGCUUCUUAGUGUUGAAUGGGAAGGAGUUCCGUCCUUGAUUGAGGUUUUUUCGCUUCUGGCAGUUGGAACCUCACUUAUUGGCACCCUUCUUGCUUUCUCGGAAUUCUUCAAGGAACAAAUCACUGUUUCAUUGGAUUCACUACCAGCACAACUUGAGAGUCUGCCUCUAUUGCAGAAAUCGGGUUCAUUCCUACACAUUAGCAAUUGGUGGCAGAAAAAUAAAACAAGCAUCACAGCAACAGCAAUGGUGAUCACUCCUUCCCUUCUUGUGUCGACAACUGUACCCGAUGCAUUUUCUGCAGCCACGGAUAUUGCUGGAGGCUACUGCAUGACAAUGCUAUAUGGAGUUCUUCCUCCUGCCAUGGCAUGGGCAAUGAAUAACAAGAAAGGGCAAGGUACCGAGCUACCGGGAAUAUCAAAAACAGGCCCUGUAGUCAUUUCUGUAGGAUUAUUUGCUUGUGGGGUUGUCCUGGAACAGCUCUUUCGAGAUUUCUCUUCGAUACAUCCGUGAGUAUAUCUAAUCUACACAGUAUUAAUUAAUUGAGAGGAUUUCCAACUUUUCUCAUUGGGCUAUCCUUUUUAAGUAGAGAAAAUAUUUGUGUAUUACAAUCUAGUUAGGUAUACAAGAUGGGAUUGGAUCAGGAAGUAAAAGUAUUGUCAUCUGAGUACUAGUUUUGAGUUCCAUUAGCCCUGAAAAUGUCGAUUCGAGUACAUUUUCAUUAUUGGGUGACCAUGCCUGCAUAUAAGAUGCA
Messenger RNA from Andrographis paniculata, 1801 nucleotides. RefSeq lists its product as uncharacterized. The record is from RefSeq and is a predicted model, not a curated record. Gene Ontology annotation, biological process: amino acid transmembrane transport. Bases 55 to 1560 code for a protein of 501 amino acids. The transcript is spliced from 8 exons. Lineage: Eukaryota; Viridiplantae; Streptophyta; Magnoliopsida; Lamiales; Acanthaceae.